AGUCCAGGAAAAUCCCAGCCCUUGCACACUCAGUCUCCCACACCCAUCUACUUACCCACCCUGACACACUCAAGGCUCCCUGACCCACCUUGAACAUUCACCAUUGCACACUCCCUGGCACAUUUCUUUCACCCUCAGCUUCUGCCACCUCUCCCUGGGUGAUACUGCCAGCCUUUCCCUAAUCCCAGAGCUUCAGCCUUGCCCUGUCACUCACCCCCAACCAUGUCCCUGGGGCCACUGAAAUUCCAGGCAGUGGGGGAAGAAGAUGAGGAGGAUGAAGAAGAAGAGAGCCUGGACUCCGUAAAGGCGCUGACGGCCAAGCUGCAGCUGCAGACACGGAGGCCCUCCUAUCUGGAGUGGACGGCCAGGGUCCAGAGCCAGGCCUGGCGCAGGGCCCAAGUCAGACUGGAGCCCAGGGGACGUGGGGCCAUCUGCGGCUUCGACUCAAUGGACUCUGCUCUUGAGUGGCUCCGUCGGGAGCUGCGGGAGAUGCAGGCACAGGACCGGCAGCUGGCAGGGCAGCUGCUUAGGCUGCGGGCCCAGCUGCACCGGCUGAAGGUGGACCAAGUCUGUCACCUGCACCAAGAGCUGCUGAACGAGGCGGAGAUGGAGCUGGAGCUGGAGCCGGGGGCCGGCGUGGCCCUGGCCCCCCCACUGCGGCACCUGGGCCUCACGCGCAUGAACAUCAGCGCCCGGCGCUUCACCCUUUGCUGAAGGGCACCCACCUGCCUCCUGCACCACCUGCUACCCAUUUCCCAGCCCACCUGGGAAUAAGAAAGGGAGGGGUGCCCCAGAGGAGCCAGCACGUGGAGAGGGGUGGGGGGGGGAGUUGCGGAGAUGCUCAGCGCUCUGGAACCAUAAAGCCCCAGCAUCCUGUUUCCCCUACUGCCCCAGAUGGGGGAGGGGGGGCAGUGUGGAGGAAGGGGAGUUCACAGACCCCCAGGCUCCUCAAUAAACAUCUGCUUCCCA
Molecule: messenger RNA, 969 nt
Organism: Hippopotamus amphibius kiboko
Lineage: Eukaryota; Metazoa; Chordata; Mammalia; Artiodactyla; Hippopotamidae
Gene: FAM167B
Product: family with sequence similarity 167 member B
Exons: 2
Coding region: 223-714 (163 amino acids)
Source: RefSeq, a predicted model, not a curated record